Musca domestica (house fly) is the source of this 1690-nucleotide messenger RNA. RefSeq names its product putative methyltransferase C9orf114. Lineage: Eukaryota; Metazoa; Arthropoda; Insecta; Diptera; Muscidae. The record is from RefSeq and is a predicted model, not a curated record. The transcript is spliced from 2 exons. The coding region runs from base 107 to 1639 and encodes 510 amino acids.
UCCUCUCAUAUCAUUUAAAAAAAUAUGGCAACCAUCCAAUCUUUGGCAGAGGGCACGUGGAAUUUAGUUGUAAACAAUUGUUAAAAAAAAUAAUUGUAAAAAAAUCAUGUCUCCAGUAGCGGGAGCAAAAGAUGAAGGUGUUCAGAAGUCGUGGAAAAAGAUAAAUGAGGAAAGAAAAGCAUUAAAGAAACAACGGAAGCAAGAAAAACUACUUAAGCAGCUGGCAAAAGUACAAAAGGAGGAAGAAGCAUCCAACAACGCAAAGCAUUCACAAAAGUCCGAACAGAACGAAAAGAAGAAAGCAGCAAACCCUUCGACAGUAUCCAUUGCGGUUCCCGGGUCCAUAUUAGAAAAUGCUCAAUCGGCUGAACUGAGGAGUUAUGUUGCUGGGCAAAUUGCUAGAGCUGCCUGCAUAUUUCGGGUGAGCGAAGUUAUUGUUUUCGAUGACAUCGGUUUGGCCACGGCCAGGGAAACCAAGAGAAACUUUGAGGCCGAUGACAGCGAUGAUGCUGGGGGCGAAGGCACCUCACGCACUGUGCGUAGUAGUUGUUUGCAGCUGGCCAGAAUUCUUCAAUACUUGGAGUGCCCGCAAUACCUGCGAAAAUUCUUUUUUCCCCUGCACAAAGAUUUGAAAUAUUCCGGCUUGCUAAAUCCACUAGACGCACCACAUCACUUGAGACAACAGAAUAUUUUUCGGUAUCGCGAAGGCAUAGUCACGGAGAAAUUGGCAAAGGAGGGACACUGUUAUGUUAAUGUUGGACUGCUGAACGAUGUUCUGGUAAAUAAGGCCUUAACGGCGGGACUGCGUGUUACAGUAAAGUUGGACCAGCCUCAAGAGAAUGUGCGUAAGCAGCGGGGAACAAUUGUAAGCCCGGAUGAGCCAAGGCGCGAAACUGGUGUAUACUGGGGUUACACAGUUCGCAUAGCUCAUUCCAUAUCGGAGAUAUUUACGAAAUCUCCCUAUCCAGGUGGUUAUGAUUUGACUGUCGGUACAUCAGAUCGUGGCUCCAGUAUACAUGAGGUCCCCUCGAAAUUCUUCAACUACAACCAUUUGCUGUUGGUUUUCGGUGGCCUUCAGGGUCUAGAAGCCGCCGUUGCCAAUGAGGAUAAACUGCAAGUUGAUGAUCCAAAAUUGUUGUUUGAUCAUUACAUUAAUGUUUUACCCAAACAAGGAUCACGUACAAUACGCACCGAGGAAGCUAUACUGAUAGCAAUGGCAUCGUUACAAGAGAAAUUUAAUCCCCAAGUGGAGGACAUUGAAGGAGAGCUAAUAAAAGAGUCCUUGCCACGCAGUGAAGAUACCGGCGGCAUAAUACCAAAACCAUCGCAAACGAAAAUGGAAAGAAAACGCAAACGACAGGAGGAAAAUGAAAAACAUCCACUGGUGGUGAAAGAUGAAUCUAUUACCCAGGACGUAGUUUUACAGCCCGAAAAUGGCGUAGAAAUGAAGAAACCCAAAGAGAAGAAAGUGAAAAAUAAUCCCUUUUCAUCGAAAAAAGAAGCAGCUGUGGUAGAUUUUACCGAAAAUGGAGUGUUGGGUACUUCUGCUGCCGACGAUGAUUUUGAAAUUGUACCCGUGGGCAAAGCAGACAAGACAUCAACUGAAGCUAGUGUGGACGAUCUGAGCCGAUUUGAUUAGACAAUAGUUAUUUUAGUAAAGCAAUUUAAGAAAUAAAUAUAUUUUUAGAAA